Molecule: messenger RNA, 2187 nt
Organism: Nelumbo nucifera (sacred lotus)
Lineage: Eukaryota; Viridiplantae; Streptophyta; Magnoliopsida; Proteales; Nelumbonaceae
Biological process (GO): base-excision repair
Molecular function (GO): DNA-3-methyladenine glycosylase activity
Source: RefSeq, a predicted model, not a curated record
GCGUCUUCUCGGGGAAGCCAUCAAGCUAAGAGAUUAGAGAGACCUAACUCUCGAGUCUCGACAAGAAUAUUACUGUACCUUGACUGGACACAGCCGGUCGAUUACCUGCUCCGUUUGUUUCUCUCGGUCACCCUGUUUAUAAAUUCUUUCGACCCACUCACUCUCUCUCUCUCUCUCCUUCUCUCAUUUGCUUCCUUGUUUCUUCUCCACUUGCCUCUGCUGCUCUCAAUCCGUAGAUCGAGCAUUUUCCUCACUGUUCUCUUCUUCGGGCCAGGUUCUUGAUCGAUCUAUUCUCGUUGGUUUUGGUUUGAGGAUCGGAAGGGUUUUGUUGUGUUUUGUAGCGAUUUCAGUCCACUUUCGGGGUUUAUUAGGGCAAACGAGGGGUUUUGCAGAAAAAUGGCAGCUUUUCGCGUCGAGGACUGAAAAGAGACAGCUUUAGAUGGAUGUUUUCAGCUACAGAGCUUCGGUCUUGGCAAUGUAGUACGAUAUCCCUGGGUUUCUAUAGUUUUCUGAAGCUGGUUUAAAUGGUUCUUUGUCAGUGAGGCGUCUCAGUGGCUUGAAUUAGCUCUAGGUUUUGGUCAAAGUUGGAGGAAUUUCGCUUGCUUGAUAUGGAUGUAUUUUCUAGGGUUUUGGUUUAGCGGACUUUAAGUAGCAGUGGAUAAUGGAGCUCUCAGGGCCGUUGAUUUAAUCUUAGGCUCAUUUGGUCAAAGGAGCUGCAAUACUGGCGAUUUCUGUAGUCUGUGAGUCUAAAGUGAGGAUUUUCGCUGGAUUUGUGUCCGAGAUGGUGAAUGGUGAUUUCUAGCAGUUGAAUUGGACCUAAAUCUCUCAAAAGUGGAGAAAUCCGGAGAUUUUUCAAGCGAAAAGCUGAGAUCUGAGGAGAAUAAGGGAGUUCUUUCCAUGUCGGGAGCUCCGAGAGUCAGGUCGAUGAAUGUAGCAGAUUCGGAUGCGCGGCCGGUCCUUGGACCUACGGGAAACAAGACAGGGUCGUUGGUUACACGGAAGCCAGUUUCCAAGCCUUUAAGGAAAGUGGAGAAAUCACCCGAGGUUGCAAAUGGGGAGAAGAAAACUCCGUCGUCUCCUGUUGCACCUUCACCACCUAAGCUCCAGUCUGCCAGCGUUCCGUCGAUUUUGCGGAGACAUGAAUUCUUGCACUCGAACUUGUCGCUUAAUGCGUCUUGCUCUUCCGAUGCUUCUUCUGAUUCGGUGUAUAGUCGAGCUUCUACUGGGAGGAUAAUUAGAACAAGUAGUACCACAAGCCGGAGGAAGCGCUCCAUUUCAAGGCCAGAAAAGGUUGCUCCUGAUAGCGUCUCAGAUUCUUCAUCUGAGAGCAUACAAACCAAAAGGAGGUGUGCUUGGGUGACACCAAAUACCGACCCUUGCUAUGCUGCUUUUCAUGAUGAAGAAUGGGGAGUUCCAGUUCAUGAUGACAAGAAACUGUUUGAGUUCCUCGUCCUAUCGGGUGCUUUGGCUGAACUUCCAUGGCCUGUCAUUUUAAGCAAGAGACACAUUUUUAGGGAAGUCUUUGCAGAUUUUGAUCCAGUUGCUGUCUCAAAAUUGAAUGAGAAGAAAAUCACAACACCAGGAGGUACGGCCAUCUCCUUAUUAUCAGAGUUAAAGCUGCGUGCCAUCAUCGAGAAUGCACGCCAAAUAUGCAAGGUUAUUGAUGAAUUUGGGUCAUUCAACAACUAUAUCUGGAGCUUUGUCAACCACAAGCCUAUAAUUAGCAAGUUCCGGUACCCCCGCCAAGUUCCGGUGAAGACUCCGAAAGCAGAUGUGAUAAGCAAGGACCUGGUUAGACGGGGUUUCCGGAGCGUGGGACCAACUGUCAUCUACUCGUUCAUGCAAGUUGCAGGAAUAACAAACGACCAUCUCAUAAAUUGCUUCAGAUACCAAGAAUGUAUCGACGCAACGGCAGCGAUCGAAGACGAAGGUAGCAAAGCUAAGGCCGAAGAGAAGAAGACCGAGGACAUAAUAAACUUAGAAUUGGGAAAGGCCAUUGAUGAGUUGAAUGUCUCGGAAGGGGUUGCCUUGCAGGUUUAACAUCGUUCUUGUACACCAUACCAUUAACAGGUAGUUGGGCUGCUCUUUCAUGAGAUGGGUGGUGGUUUGUGUAUAAAGAAAUUAUGAAUUCUUGUAUGAAUCUUUGUUUGUAGAUUAUAAAAAAGAGAAUUUGGUUGUCGGUGAUCA